Messenger RNA from Pollicipes pollicipes, 3741 nucleotides. It is a transcript of the gene Vps39, whose product is annotated as vacuolar protein sorting 39. Bases 339 to 2888 code for a protein of 849 amino acids. The transcript is spliced from 18 exons. Lineage: Eukaryota; Metazoa; Arthropoda; Thecostraca; Pollicipedomorpha; Pollicipedidae. Gene Ontology annotation, biological process: vesicle-mediated transport; autophagy; endosomal vesicle fusion. Gene Ontology annotation, cellular component: cytoplasm; membrane. The record is from RefSeq and is a predicted model, not a curated record.
UCAUGGGACAGGGCUGUGAUCGCUGUUUGAAAACAAUAGGCCUCCUAGUUGUACGGAGGUUUUGCGGGCGAACAUCGUGGUGAUACGAUUGCGUAGCAUUAUGAAAGAAGCUAAUUUCCAAUUCUGUAGACCUUAGCACCUGCUCCACGAUACAAACUACUAGCUUUAACCAAACAGCAGCACAAGUCUCGACAUUCGCUUCCUGACACGGUUGCUCUCUUGGGCCUGUGUAUGAAAUAUUCACGGUAUCCGGGAAAUGUAUGCUGGCAUGUAUAGAGUCCUUUAGUGUAUUGUACAUAAGGUAUUCUUGCUAAGAAACAAUCUGAAAGUAACCCACUAUGCAUGAAGCAUAUGAAUGUAUACCAAUUUUGGAAAAGCUUCCUCUGCAAAUUGAAUCAAUAGCUACAUUUGAUGACAAGGUGGCUGUUGGUACAAGGCAAGGCCAUUUGCUUCUGUAUGCUGUGAAGCCAAGCUCCAAGCCAUGCAGAUGUGAUGUUCAGCUACUCAGGUCUAACAAGAACUUUUCCAAGAAAGCUGUUGUGCAAGUUGAUGUGCUCCAGGAGUACCAAACCCUCAUCUGCCUAUCUGAUAACCUAGUGACAGCUCAUGAUCUGGGAUCGUUCAACUUCAACCUGUUUACUUCCAUACCCAGAACAAAAGGCGCCUCUAUGUUCAAGGUCGACAUUCAGCGUCAGACCAGUCUGACCGGUGACCAGUCGCUGGCGGUGCGGCUGUGCGUGGCCGUCAAGCGGAAGCUGCAGCUGUACUACUGGAAGAACCGCGAGUUCCACGAGCUGAUGUCGGACCUGGCCGUGCCGGACGUGCCGCGCUCGCUCGCCUGGAACCGUAACGCCAUCUGUGUCGGCCUGCGUACCGACUACUUCUUGCUGAAGCUGUCCGGCGAGGAGCGCGAGCUGUUCCCCACGGGCAAGUCUGGCGAGCCGAACAUCGUCCACCUGGGCGGCGAGCGGCUGGCGUUAUUGCGCGACCAACAGACCAUCUUCAUCGACGGCGACGGCAUGCCCACGCAGAAGCUGGCCGUCACGUGGUCGCAGGUGCCGCACGCCCUCCUGUACGACGCGCCGUACCUGAUCGCGCUCUGCGCCUCGCACGUGGAGGUGCGCUCCAUCGAGCCCCGGCUGCACAUUCAGACGAUCCCGUGGCCGGCGCCGCGCUUCGUCACGCGGAACGCGGCCGGGCAGAUUAUCGUGGCAUCGUCGUCGCACCUCUGGCUGCUGAAGGCUGUGGCCGUGGACGUCCAGGUCAACAGCCUGGUGCAGGAGAAGCAGUUCCAGCUGGCGCUGGAGCUUGCGAAUCUAGCGGAUGGUCCGGAAGAGGAGAAGACCAAGCAGAUUCAGCACAUCCAAAACCUGCAUGCGUUCGAUCUCUUCACCAAGAAACAGUUCAAAGAUGCUAUGACGAUAUUCCUAGACCUGAACACCGACCCGUCGCACGUGAUCGGCCUGUUCCCGGACCUGCUGCCGCAGCAGUACUGGAACCAGCUGGAGUACCCGGACAGCCUGCCGGACCUGCAAGGCCGCGACAUGGAGAACGGCCUGCUGGCGCUGGCGGACUACCUCACGCAGGUGCGGCACAACCUGCUGAAGGACAGUAGCAGCAACACCGUCUGCAACAUGGCGAUCGUGGAGGGCAGCGGCACGGUGCGCUCCCGCUCGCAGCUGCUGCAGAUCGUGGACACGACGCUGCUCAAGUGCUACCUGCAGACAAACUCGGCCCUGGUGGCGUCGCUGCUCCGCCUCAAGGACAACCACUGCCACCUGGAAGAGACGGAGCACGCCCUGAAGAAGGACCACAAGUUCGCCGAGCUCAUCAUCCUGUACCAGACGCGCCAGUUCCACCGCAAGGCGCUGGAGAUGCUGCUCCGGCAGAGUGGCCGCGCCGACUCCAGUCUGUACGGCUUCGACCGGAUCAUACACUACCUGCAGCACCUGGGUCCGGACCACAUGGAUCUGGUGGAGGAGUUCGCGCGGCCGGUCCUGCAGGAGAGCGCCGAGGAGGGCCUGCUCAUCUUUACCGACGACCUGCAGGAGGUGGAGGCGCUGCCGCGGCCGCGUGUCUGCGAGUACCUCCGGCGCACUGCGCCGCAGCUGCUGCCCCAGUACCUGGAGCACGUGAUCGACGUGUGGCACGAGACGCACCCAAUGUUCCACAACGAACUGCUGUACCGGUACCGGGCGCUGGCGCAGGAGGCAGAGGGCGCCGCCGCCGCCGAGCACCGCCGCAAGCUGGUGACGCUGCUGCGCCGUUCGCAGCACUACAUCCCCGAGCAGAUCCUGGUGCACUUCCCGCACGACGCGUUCUUCGAGGAGCGCGCCAUCUUGCUGGGCCGGCUAGGUCGGCACGAGCAGGCGCUCACCAUCUACGUGCACAUCCUGCGGGAGCCGGAAAAGGCGCUCGAGUACUGCCGCGAACACUACAACCCGGACCGGCCGGCCGACGCCAAGGUGUACCUGUCGCUGCUGGUGCAGCUGGCCACUGAGGUGAGCCCGCUGCCGCCCGACCUGCCGGCCGCGCUCCGGCUGCUGGAGCAGCACGGCGACAAGAUGGACCCUGUCCAGGCGCUGGCGCUGCUGCCGGGUCCGCUGCGCGUCAGUCGGCUGGCUCGCUUCCUGUGCUCGACAUUGGCGCAGCGACAGACGGUGCGGCGGCGCGGCCAGCUGUCGCGCGCGCUGCAGCAGCGCGAGAGCCUGCUGGCGCGCGAGGCCCGGCUGCGCCACCAGCGCCAGAGGGUGGUGCUGCUCGACGGCCAGACCUGUCCUGUCUGCGGCAAGCGGUUCGCCGCGCAGAGCGUGUUCGCCCGGCUGCCGAACGGCGACGUGGUGCACUACGCCUGUCGUCAGACCGACCAGCAGCUGCCGGGGGCGUGAGCGGCGACGGCCUCCCGUGCUCCUGCGGCUCCUCCCGUGCUCUCGGCUCUCAUAGUCCCGAGGCGAGCUGUGCGAGGAGUGUCCGUGUGUGGCCGGUCGGCUGCGCAUUCUGAUGGCGUUUUCUCGGCCCGCGGACGUGCAGCCCGGGUGAGCGGCAUCGGACCUGCGUCCAGUCGGCCGGCGGACCUAGUCCCUGUGGGGCCGCCGACCCCUGAGCCGAGUCGUCCAGCUGGACCCGUGCGCCGCCGCCGCUGCCGUGCUGGCGCGCACCGGGUGAUGUGCCAUAGCUAGUCGGUCGGCCGGGCCACCGCGCCGCCCGCUCAGCGUCGAGGAGCAUUGCGAGGCUGCCCGCUCGGGCGUGGCGCCGAGGGCAGCGUGUCGUUCCCUAAUGCUCUGUUCAUUUCAGCUGUGCAUCGGGGGCCAGCGGCGCCCGACGGUUCGGUGUUUAAGUGCCUCCUGGUUCUUCCAGGACCAGUCAAGCCGCAGGCGGCGCAUGGCACGACAGCUCGCGCCUCUUUUUGCUGGCACUCAUGCGGGCAGCGUCAAUUCCUGCCGCGAUAUUCAUGCCGUUAUGUUCGUGUUUGUGUAUCUUGGGUCCGAGUGUUGUCAGCGAGCAGUGUGUGUACUCUAGCCUGCCGGGGGCAGUGUUCGGACGUUAUCGGACAUGGCGAGCCGGGCCACGUUCCGCACCUCGUCUGAGUAGUCAGCGUUUAAAGCCCCCACGGAGCAGUACAACACAUCGCCGGUCGGUGUCAGGCAUAUAUUCAAUGUGUCAAUGUAGCUUGAUUUGAAACUCCUGCCUUCUCAUUAAGUACGGAUGUAACAGAGCCAUAUAUUUGGUAAUAAAAAAUGC